AUGGAAACAAUCCGCCGCCCGCACCUAACAAAUCUUGCCCACCGCGGCACAAUUCAGGGAGUAACGAUUUCGGCGCCUUCUCCAAAUUCCCGGGAUCUAUGCCAUUACUUCGGUGGCAUUCGAUAUGGCCUCGCUCCUUCCCAGCGCUGGCGCCGUGCGAAGCCCCUCCCAACCUCCUUCAGCUACGGCAGCAAGAAUGCGCCGGGUAACCACAAUGGCGGAGCGGGGUUGUGUCCUCAGCCGGGCUUCCUGAAUCUAUCGCCCGAAAAUCCAGAUGCAUGGAGUGAGGAUUGUUUCCAGUGUAAUAUCUGGACGCCUGUUGGAAAACCACCGGCAGGGGGUUGGCCUGUCUUUGUUUUCAUUCAUGGCGGAUGGCUUCAAUUUGGGACACCCAACUCAUUCAAUGCCGCUGCAUUGAUCGGUGAGACGAAUUUCAAAGCUGUGGUCGUGAUGCCAGCAUAUCGGGUAAAUUUAUUUGGAUUCCUAUACUCGUCCGAGCUGGAGCAAGAUGCUGCUUCGGCCGGGGAGACGGUUGGAAACCACGGAUUCUGGGACCAGAGACUCGCGCUAGAAUGGAUAAAGGAAAACAUCCAGCUGUUUGGGGGCAAUCCUAAUAACAUUACCAUCUCGGGAUAUUCAGCCGGUGCCAACUCCGUCUUUCACCAACUGGCGUACGAUCUCCGUCAACCCGAGGAGAAAUCAAUCGUCCGCCAGGCCUGUAUUUGGUCUAACAGCCCAGCCGUGCAACCAAAGCACCCAGCGGAGACCCAGAAUCAGUUCGACCAGCUUCUAGCUGUUUUGGACAUCCCACGAUCCCUCCCAGCAAGUGAGAAGCUUGCUCGUCUACGUUCGAUCCCCGCGAAGCGACUCCUCGACGCAGCGAAAACCAUCGAAAUUCAUCAAUUCCGACCAACAACAGAUGGGGACUUUAUCUCGCCAGCCCUCUUCACAAGCCUUGAUAGCGGCGAUUUUGCGCGCAAGAUACUUUCCCGCAAUGUCCGCAUUAUGAUCGGCGAAUGUGCCGACGAGCGCUUCCUCUACAGCACAUGGUUCCCUCCCAAGGGCAAUACGCUUUCUGCACUCCGCACUCGCCUCAUUGCCGACUACCCGGAGCACAUUGUCGACGCGGUCAUCGCACAAUACUAUCCGUCCGGGAAACUGCCAGACAACUGUAAGGACUGGGUUGAUGAUGCGUGGGGUAGAAUCUACGCCGAUAUGCAGGUGCACCAAAUGCAGCGUGGUCUUGCGCAUGCGCUGACACGGAAUUCUGGUGCUGUUGAUGCGUCGCGGCUAUUGUAUCGAUAUCGCAUUGAGUGGCGUGCGAAGUGCAUGGAUGAGGCUAUGCCGGUUGAGUGGGGGGUUACACAUUCGUCGGAUUACCCUAUUUGGUUCUUUGGAAAUGGGAAGUCGUUGGAGGACGGUGAGAAGAGCCUUAUUAAAGAUGCUUUUGUUGGCCCUCUGGGUCGCUUUGUUAUGGGUUAUGAGGAGUUUGGAUGGGGCACUUCUGGGGCUAAAAUGGUUAGAGUGUUGAAGAGCGAUGGAGAUGUUGAGAUUCGGGAGGAUGGGGCUUUAGAUGAGGGUGUUAGGGUUUGGAAGAGGUUGAGGGAUGCCGAUACUGGAAAGGUGGCGAGGCUGUGA
Molecule: messenger RNA, 1638 nt
Organism: Penicillium soppii
Lineage: Eukaryota; Fungi; Ascomycota; Eurotiomycetes; Eurotiales; Aspergillaceae
Product: putative carboxylesterase
Exons: 2
Coding region: 1-1638 (545 amino acids)
Source: RefSeq, a predicted model, not a curated record